AAGGCUGAAGAUCCAAGAGCGCACAUGUUGUGGUUUUCUAGGACCUGCCAAACGUUCUAGUCCAACGGCUUAUCCAUGGAUCGUGUUAAACUGUCGCUCUUUCCCUUUUCCCUUCGGGAUCGGGUAGCUAGAUGGUUAAAUACAUUCCCUAAUGGCCACUUCAAGACCUGGGAGGCGUUGCACCAGGCAUUCAUGCACGAAUAUUUUCCACCAUCUGCUAUGGUGAAAAUAAAGAACUCCAUCCAAAACUUACGUCAAGCACUUAUGGUAUCGAUGUGCGAAGCAUGGGAAAGAUUCAAGGAAUUGAAGGUUAAAUGCCCACCUGCUCUAAUUGAUUCCGAUAGUUUGAUGUUCUACUUUUACCAAGGCUUAACGGUACCACCUAAGAAGGAAUUGGACCACUCUUCUAAACUUGGUUCUUUUCUGGAGAUGACACCUGAGGAGAAUGAGGAGUUAGUAGAUAGACUUACAUCGAAUGCUAAAUAUUGGUAUGAAGACCGAGCUCCUCCUCCUAAAGCUGGCAUGUAUGAAGUAGACCAAUUCACAGCCCUCAAGGCUAGUAUGGAGAGCAUCGUGAAACAAACUAUCAAGGAACACCUAGAAGCUUCCCAUCCACGUCCUAACUUGUAUACUGAACCGGUGAAUCAAGCUGAAAUCUAUGGUUCUUGUAGUCACCACCAGUCCGAUCUUGUCUUGUCUUGUGAGCGCUGCUCUCAAAAUCAUCUUUCCUCUGCUUGUCCCUUGAUUGAACCACCCCCUCCGAGUAAGGCUAAAGACGUUAAUCUAGCACAAUACGCGAAUAAAGGGGAAGGACCUUGGGCCCAGAACAAUCAGGAGCAAUGGUGGGAGAGAAACAACUUUUCUAGAAACAAUCGUCCUAGGGAUGACUAUAAACAAGGUAAUUGGAACAACAACAAAACCAAUUACCAAAAUAACAAUACACCCUACGUUCCACCUCAUAAUCGCCAACCUCCCCAAGAAGAUUCCUUGGAAAGAAUGGAGAAGAUGAUGAUGGAGUGCAUGCAGAAGAUGAACAAUCUCGCAGAUGAUUUGAAGGAACGCGACAAGACGCGUGAUAACCAACUCCAACAAGUGUUCAAACAACUCGGAGUUAGAGAACAGGGGAACCUCCCAGCUACCACCGAACCAAACCCAAGGGAGCAACUUCAGACCAUAAUUUUGAGAAGUGGUAAAGAGCUUCAAGGCCCAGAAGUCGAAGGUGAUAUAGAAGAAGUCCCUGUGGAUACUUCUAUAGGAACAACCUCUCAAAAGAAGUCUGAAUCCACACCCCAAGAGACGAGGAGGGAAGAAACCCCAUCCAGCCAACCCCAACUAGCCAGACAAACUCAGCUAAACACUAUUCCCUUCCCUACUAGGGUUAAAAAGAGCAAGGACGAGAAAGCUUUCCAAAAGUUUCUCGACGUCAUUUGCCAAGUUGAGGUCAAAAUGCCCUUGGUAGAUGUGUUAACUGAGAUGCCCAAAUACGCUGGGCGAGAAAGAUUUUAUCAGCUAGAUGAGCUAGACGAAUGGCGAGCAUUAGCAUUUCAUAAUGCUAAGCUAUACAAGCUUUAUCAUGAUGCUCAUAUCAAGCAGAAUAGGGUCUUCCACGAAGGCGAAAGAGUGUUGCUUUAUAAUUCCCAUUUAAGAUUGUUCCGAGGCAAACUUUGUUCCCGAUGGACAAGGCCCUACACAAUCACCAGAAUCUUCCCUUAUGGGACUGUAGAGUUGAGAGGUGAAUCUGGUACGUUCAAGGUCAAUGGGCAACAGAUUAAGAGGUACUUUGGUGAGCAGUUUCAAAAAGGGAAGGUGGAGAUUAAACUCCACAAAUGAUGUGGUGGUCCCAAAGUGGUGAAAUACAAAGUCUAAAGGGGGGGUGAAUAGACUUUGUUACAGAUUUAAAAUCUUUUUCGUUUCUUUUGAAAACGUGAAAAUGAGUGUUAAUCUAGAGUCCUUGUGAACUUUAGAUUGUGUGCGGAAUUUGGUGGGUAGAGUGAGCAGUAAUCAAUAUGGAUAGGUUAG
Molecule: messenger RNA, 2019 nt
Organism: Cuscuta campestris
Lineage: Eukaryota; Viridiplantae; Streptophyta; Magnoliopsida; Solanales; Convolvulaceae
Source: the annotation of a GenBank genome assembly